UAUCAGCCACAACACAUGAUCAUUGAUCAAGCAAAUUAUGCAUUUCACCAUCCACAGCACCUCAAUAUACACUUACUCUCCUGUUUAUUUUUCUAUACCCAAAUCAUUUUCAAACCAUUUCUUCUAUUGUGCAUAUGAUGAAACAAAAGAAGAACGUCAUUCAAUUUGCAGUACUGCCCCCUCUUCUAAUCUCUUUCCUCUUCUUUUCCUACUUCUUCUCUAAUCUCCAACUUAAAUCUUUUCCACCAUCCCCAUCCAAUGACUCCAUUUACGCAUUCAAUCAAACACCUUUCGCGCAUACCAAAUUUAGCAUCUUGAUAGGAAUACUAACCCGCCCAGAAAAAUAUGAUCGUCGCCACCUCCUUCGCCUUGUCUAUGGAAUCCAAAGAUCACCCGUAGCUGAUAUAGAUGUAAAAUUCGUAUUCUGCAACCUCACAAAGCAAGAGCAAAGGGUAUUUAUAGCAUUGGAAAUCCUUCGUUUCAACGACAUUAUUAUCCUGAAUUGCACUGAGAAUAUGAACAAUGGUAAGACCUACACCUACUUCUCUUCACUCCCACAUAUCCUUCCAAAACGUUACACUUACGUAAUGAAAGCUGACGAUGAUGUCUUCAUUAGGCUCAACCAAUUGUCUCUGUCCCUAAACCCACUUCCGAGAAUAGAUUUGUACUAUGGUUUCGUCAUUCCAUGCAGCAGCAAGAACCCAUAUGUGGAUUACAUGUCAGGAAUGGGGUUUUUGUUUUCAUGGGAUCUUGUUGAAUGGAUUGGGAAAUCUGGGAUCCCUGCAAAUGAGACGCAAGGACCAGAGGAUAAGUUGGUUGGGAAAUGGUUGAAGAUUGGAAACAAAGCCAAGAAUCGAUUUUCUGAUAAGCCUGCAAUGUAUGAUUAUCCGGGAACAAAUGGAAGGUGCUCCCAUGAGCUUAUACCUGAAACUGUGGCUGUUCAUAGGCUUAAAAGAUGGGAUCAAUGGUUUCAUGUUCUUGAAUUUUUCAAUGUCACUAAACAACUUAACAACUCCAAGUUUUUCCAUUUAUGA
This is a messenger RNA of Hevea brasiliensis (rubber tree), 1034 nucleotides long. RefSeq lists its product as uncharacterized. Gene Ontology annotation, cellular component: Golgi membrane. NCBI's taxonomy places the organism in Eukaryota, Viridiplantae, Streptophyta, Magnoliopsida, Malpighiales, Euphorbiaceae. The transcript has a single exon. The coding region runs from base 135 to 1034 and encodes 299 amino acids. Gene Ontology annotation, molecular function: hexosyltransferase activity. The record is from RefSeq and is a predicted model, not a curated record.